ACUGUCAAUCUAUUAUAUAUUUGUGCAAUCUGGUAUUAAAAUGCUUUCCCCAAAAGAUAUUCUGCGAAAAGAUCUGAAGUUGGUCCAUGGUUAUCCCAUGACCCGUGCUUUUGUAAGCAACUGGGAAAAAAUUGAACAGUUCCAUAGCAGACCAGAUGACAUUGUGAUAGCCACUUAUCCUAAAUCAGGUACUACUUGGGUUAGUGAAAUUAUAGACAUGAUUCUAAAUGAUGGAGAUAUUGAAAAAUGUAAGCGAGGUUUUAUUACUGAAAAAGUUCCAAUGUUGGAAAUGACUCUCCCUGGAUUAAGAACAUCAGGUAUAGAACAAUUAGAGAAGAAUCCAUCACCCCGGAUUGUGAAAACACAUCUACCGACUGAUCUUCUUCCUAAAUCUUUCUGGGAAAACAAUUGCAAGAUGAUUUAUCUGGCUCGUAAUGCCAAGGAUGUUUCAGUCUCAUAUUACCAUUUCGACUUAAUGAAUAAUUUACAACCUUUUCCUGGUACCUGGGAAGAAUAUCUGGAGAAAUUCUUAGCUGGAAAAGUGGCCUAUGGUUCCUGGUUUACUCAUGUUAAAAACUGGUGGAAGAAAAAGGAAGAACACCCAAUACUUUUUUUGUACUAUGAAGAUAUGAAAGAGAAUCCAAAGGAGGAAAUCAAGAAGAUCAUUAGAUUUCUAGAGAAGAACCUGAAUGAUGAGAUCUUGGAUAGGAUCAUCCAUCACACCUCAUUUGAAGUGAUGAAGGACAAUCCUUUGGUAAAUUAUACACAUCUACCAACCACAGUGAUGGAUCAUAGCAAAUCCCCUUUUAUGCGUAAAGGGAUGGCUGGUGACUGGAAGAAUUACUUCACCGUGGCCCAAAAUGAGAAAUUUGAUGCUAUUUAUAAGACAGAAAUGUCCAAAACUGCACUUCAAUUCCGCACAGAGAUUUAAAGUGUCUAAAUCACAAAUCUGAAGAAAUAAGAGAUUGUCUGUAGUUGAUUGAAAUGAGGGCAGUUAUGAAUUGAUUUGG
This is a messenger RNA of Gorilla gorilla gorilla (western lowland gorilla), 1010 nucleotides long. RefSeq names its product sulfotransferase 1B1. The transcript is spliced from 7 exons. Gene Ontology annotation, molecular function: sulfotransferase activity. NCBI's taxonomy places the organism in Eukaryota, Metazoa, Chordata, Mammalia, Primates, Hominidae. The coding region runs from base 41 to 931 and encodes 296 amino acids. The record is from RefSeq and is a predicted model, not a curated record.